Messenger RNA from Anisakis simplex (herring worm), 816 nucleotides. NCBI's taxonomy places the organism in Eukaryota, Metazoa, Nematoda, Chromadorea, Rhabditida, Anisakidae. The record is from the annotation of a GenBank genome assembly.
AUGUCACGCUGUCGUACAGCUACUGCAUUGCUACGGCGCAUAACUUCGGUCUUGAGUGCUGCGCAAUUGAGGCAGUACGCAAGGUGGAAUUCGCAUAGAGCACUAGCACACAAUGCACUCUCGAUUACCGCAUCUCAUUCACAGUGCGGUAGUGAUUCCAACCGAUCACUGCAGUGCCAUGUCGACGCAUUGCAUUCUAUUCAGAACCAACAAGAACGCUCACAAGAAGCAGUCAAAUUUGCUGCACAGUGCCAUCGUCUUCAAACCAACGACGCUCUGAAAUUGCUCGCGGAUUUCUUGAAAAGCGAUAAACAAAUCACGAAAGCGUACUCCAAUCGUGCGGUUUACUUCUGCAUUCAUCUCGCACUCAUUUUGGAUAAUUUGGAAAUAGCAAGUGAAUUUUUCAAAUGGUUACCGCCUGAUGUGCACAUUUUGGGUACGAGUCUAAGGGUACAACUACUUUCACGAAUGGGUCAUUUGCAAGAGGCAUUGUCGCAACUGGAACGUGUUCUCAACGAAGAUGUGCCAAGAUUCGAUACGAAUCACAAAAUCGUUGACGAAGCGCUCGACGUUCUUUGUGGAGCAAUCAAAUCCAGUCCCGAUUCUUUACUUGAGAUGCGCCGUUUCCGUUACUUACAACGGUUACUAACCAAAUACGAACGACGUUCGAAAUGCACCAUUAACGAGCUGUUGUGUGCUAAAGUUUUGGAUGUGACUGAUGGUCAACUGGAGCAAGAUGUGUACGGGAAUAAACUCGACGAUGCUACCAUCAAAAAGAUAGUCAAAAUUGCUCCUUACAUCCUUUCGGACGAUUGA